AUGUACCGCAAAGGCAAUGGCAUCUCGGGUCUUCGAAAAUCAUGUCGGGAAUUCCCAAUGUCUGUUGCUGCCAUCAAUGCGUUCAUAGCUAAAGCUCUGCCUACGGCCUCGUACAACGCAUUUGCCAUACCUGACAACGUUGCUUCCCCAGCGCACCGUGACUUGCAGAAUGAGCCAGUGGCCAGUCAUGUCUUGGCCCUCUCUGCUUUCGCAGGUGGGGGAAUCCGGGUGCAGUGCCCUCGAGGGGCCGUUUGCCGUCGCGUCGCUGGGGUUAGCACUCCCGGCAAAGUGCUGGCCCUUGACAAAGGCCCUGUGCAGCUUGAUGCUUCGUCGAGCUUGCACUCAACGGAACCUUGGCAAGGUGAUCGUGUGGUCCUCUCGUGCUAUACCUUGAAAGGCUAUGACCUCUUGACGGCCGACCAGUGCAAUAGUCUAUUGCAACUCUCCUUCCCAUUGGCCUUGCAGGUUGGGGAAUGUGCUCGCCCAUCGCCUGUGGACUAUGCGGCCCUGCGCGCCGCCACGGGCAUACAGCCCAAAGCCAGCAAGACCGUACCCUUGGUACCUGAACAUCGUGCGGUCGUCGUUGUUCGAGGCCCGGCCUCCCUGCUUCAGCCUCCAUGUGCCCUCAGGCAACGCCUCGAGUCCGACUGGGCUGUGCCUGCCUCGUGCACGUGUGCUCUGUCUUCCAUCCCCAAGAAUUCCCAACUUCUUCGGAGCGACUUGCUUGAUGUUAAGGCUAAUGAGGGAAGUUCUGGAAAGGUUUCUGGAAAGGUGCUUGAACUUGCGUGGGGGAUACCUUUCUCGCCCUCCGAGUUUGUAGACUGUGCAGUGGCUGCGGGCCACCCCUCCUUCCUCGAAGCGAACCUCCCGCAGGAGCUGCAAGAGGCGAUCACCGCCUCUUCAAAAAUGACCCCCAAAAGUCUGGCCUCGCAUAGGCUAAGGGUGCUUAAGGAAUGGUCCCGCAGAGCAAAAGACCUUGAGAAGGAUGAGAAAGCAUUUAAAAGUUCCCUUCACCCCGAGGUUCUACCGAUACUUUCCCCCAAACGCCUUCUCCUCUUUAAGAGCCUUCUGCAAGAAUAUGGUUACCCGGACUUAGAUGCCUUCAACGAGCUUGUCAGUGGGGUCAGCUUGACCGGUGAUGCUCCACAUACUGGGAUCUUCAAUGCGGCAGAGAGGCACGCCUCUAUGACUGAGGCCGAACUCAAAGCGCAGGCGAAGGUCAUUCAGCAGGAGGUCCUUGCAAAGGUCACCAGUCAAGGAAAUGAGAUUGAUGCGAUUGUGAAACAAAAGACGGAGGAAGAAGUGCGGAAAGGUUGGCUGGUAGGCCCCCUGGAGGCUGAUGACCUGCCUGAGCAUGCCAUCAUAAGCAAACGCUUUGGUCUGCCACAAGCUUCGGGAAAAACACGCCUCAUCGAUGAUUUCUCAAUUUCGCAUGUCAAUGAAUCUGUUGGGGCUGAUGAAUCGCCGAAACCGCAUACCGCAGACGUGCUUUGUGCAAUGACCCUUCAGGCCAUGCGGGCCUUUCCUGGAAGGAAGUUCGUGGGUCGUGCCUACGACCUACAAGCAGCCUAUAGGCAAGUCCCUGUUCAUCCCUCAUCAUCGUGGGCGUCGUAUGUCGCCUAUUAUGAUUGUGAGGAGAAGAGGCCUCGCAUAUACAGGUGCCGAGCCUUACCGUUUGGAGCAACCAAAUCCGUAUAUGGAUUUCUACGCAUCUCGCACGCGCUUUGGUGGCUGGGAGUGGUGGCGCUAAAGCUGGCUUGGUCACUGUAUUACGACGACUUUGUCGUUCUCUCUGAAUCUUGCCUUGCGAGCAAUACCGACAGUGCAAUCCAGAUCUAUUUCACUCUUCUUGGUUGGGCCUUUGCGAAGGACGGGUCCAAGGCUGAGCCCUUUAGUGAGCUUGUCACGGCAUUGGGCGUUCGCUUGUCCCUCACUGGUUUUCCUUCGGGCCGUGUUGAGCUGUGCAACACCGAGUCCCGUACCAACGAGCUGUGUUCGUCGAUCCGCGCAAUCACGGAAGCCAAUACUCUGACCAAAAGUGCCGCGCUUAAGCUCCGUGGUAGGAUGCAGUUUGCUUGCGGGCAGGUCUUCGGUAGGUUGGCCAAGGUUUGCCUCAAGCACCUCACUGAUUUUGCCUAUGGUGAUCUGCCUCCACAUGUCAUGCGACAGGAACCGAUGUUUGUUUUCACCGAUGCUUGCUUUGAGCCCUCGGCCUCAGACUGGAAGUGCGGUAUUGGCGGAGUCUUGUUCAAUCAUCGUGGUGAUCUUAUCGGUUCCUUCUCUCACUCCUUGAGUGCCCGGCAUCAGGAUCUUCUUGGUGCGCAAGUCCAAAAGACGAUAAUCUUUCCCGCCGAACUUCUGGCUCUCAUUUGUGGGAUGAGGCUAUGGCUGUCGGCCCUGAAAGGGCGGCCCACUGUUUUCUUUGUAGACAACAAUUGUGCUCGCGAUGUUUGCAUCUCUGGGUCAGGCCGCGCUGCUGUCAUCAAGGCCCUGCUGCGUGUGCUUCUCAAGGAUGAGGAAAGAAAUGUCAUCACGUUGCAGUCGGUCGCAAGAUUGUCAAGUGCACUGAUGUCGAAGAGGUAG
Messenger RNA from Symbiodinium sp. CCMP2592, 2583 nucleotides. Lineage: Eukaryota; Dinophyceae; Suessiales; Symbiodiniaceae. The record is from the annotation of a GenBank genome assembly.